Molecule: messenger RNA, 930 nt
Organism: Nicotiana attenuata
Lineage: Eukaryota; Viridiplantae; Streptophyta; Magnoliopsida; Solanales; Solanaceae
Product: 60S ribosomal protein L9-1-like
Exons: 3
Coding region: 137-721 (194 amino acids)
Biological process (GO): cytoplasmic translation
Cellular component (GO): ribosome; cytosolic large ribosomal subunit
Molecular function (GO): structural constituent of ribosome; rRNA binding
Source: RefSeq, a predicted model, not a curated record
GGCCCAUAAUAAAACAAACAUCUAUGAAAUUUUCAUAUAAAAGCCAACAUGUAAACUUUCCCACUCUAGGGUUUUUGGUUAGCCACAGGAAGCCGGUUGGCAGUAGUGAGGGCAGAGGCACCGAGAGAGACGAAAAAUGAAGACUAUACUGUCAUCAGAAACGAUGGAUAUCCCCGAUGGGGUAAAAAUCAAGGUAAAAGCAAAGCAAAUAGAAGUGGAAGGACCAAGAGGAAAGCUAACCCGCAACUUCAAGCACUUGAAUCUUGAUUUUCAGCUCAUAAAAGAUGAAGAAACUGGAAAGAAAAAGCUCAAGAUUGAUGCUUGGUUUGGAUCUCGUAAAACCACUGCUGCUAUUCGCACUGCUCUUAGUCACGUUGAGAAUCUCAUAACUGGUGUCACUAAAGGGUACCGUUACAAGAUGCGUUUUGUGUAUGCCCAUUUUCCUAUCAAUGCUUCUAUCACUGGUGGGAACAAGGCUAUUGAGAUCAGGAACUUUCUUGGCGAGAAAAGGGUGAGGAAAGUCGAUAUGCUUGAAGGGGUUACUGUUGUCAGGUCUGAGAAAGUUAAGGAUGAAUUGGUAUUGGAUGGAAAUGACAUUGAGCUUGUUUCUCGUUCUGCUGCCCUCAUCAAUCAGAAAUGCCAUGUGAAGAACAAAGAUAUCCGUAAGUUCCUGGAUGGUAUCUAUGUGAGUGAGAAGGGAAGAAUAGCUGAAGAAGAGUAAGUUUUAGCAGACUUGUUGUGGGGUUAUUUGGGAUCAUGUGCUGAUUUCAUACGAACUCAUUUGAAUUUAAUUCAACAAUUUUGGUUCCAUGGUUUUCUGGAUGAAUAUUAUCUGUUAAGAGUAAUUUUAUGUUUUAUGUCUGGCUCAUUAAGUAGAGAUGGAUGUUUUCGUUUGAUGGUUUGCUUAUUAAAAGAUCAAUUUUUAUGUCA